AUGACCAGUAUAGAAUCACCAAGGCCAUCGUUUCUUCAACUGAUGAAGGGUUUCCCAUUUGGGCAGGUCCUCAUCAUGUGUUUAGCGCGGGUGUCUGAACCUAUUUCUUUCAGUUCGCUUUUCCCCUACGUUUAUUUCUUGACCAGAGAUUUUCAUAUCGCCAGGACCGAGGCAGAAAUUUCCAUUUAUGCUGGGUAUUUGGGGGCUGCGUUCUCCUUAGCCCAAGUAUUGUCGGCAAUCCAGUGGUCGAAGUUCUCUCAGGUACAUGGCCGAAAAAUUGCAAUUAUGUGUGGUUUAUCUGGUUCGAUGUUGUCUAUGUUAUUAUUAGGUUUUGCUAAAAGAUACGAAGUAGCAUUGUUAGCGAGAUUUCUUAUGGGACUCUUGAAUGGCAAUAUUGCCAUCCUAAGAAGUAGCAUUUUAGAAAUUCCAGAGAUUGCGAAUAACAGAGAUUUCCAACCGCUUGCCAUAAGCACCUUCCCGCUUCUUUGGCAAAUCGGUUGCAUCGUCGGGCCUCUUCUAUCUGGUAAUUUAGUUCAUCCGAAGGAAGAUGAUGAUUAUUAUAAGAAAAAUGACCCCCAAAUGUUUUUGCCAACCAUGUUCUCCAGCACGGAAAUCGGACAAAUAGCAGCAACAAAAUCCAAAGAUUUCUUGACCAGAAUGUUUCCCUUUUUAGAAAAGCUCAAUGAGAGGUAUCCUUAUGCUUUGGCUAAUAUUGUGGUCUCUUAUUUUCUAUUCAAUAGUAUUAUUGUGGUGUAUUUUUUCAUGGAGGAAACUCAUUAUUCUAAGAAGUAUGAAUAUGACAGCGGCUUGGCGGCAGGUGAUAAAUUUUUGAAAUUUUUGGGCCUUCGUAAAGAAAAUUCCAGUAUCAGACCUUGGGAAUUAAAAAAUGAUAAUGCUACCAGACCUCUUAUCGAAGAGGAAAUAAGGACUCAUGUUGAUGAGGAUCCACUCGAGUACGACGAUAACGAUGAAGAAGGGGACGAAGUGGUUAAUUUUCUCAAUUCUUCAAGUCCAGACUCAUUAUCGGAACAUUCAAGUUUGACAUGUAACCGGAAAACUGCAUUAUCUAAUGAAUGCCCUGUAUCUUAUGGGGGUACAGAUAAUUAUGACAAUAAUUCUCGUACUUUGAAUAUUUCCACAACCAUUAGAAGAACCCGUUCCUUUAAGUCACUGAGAAAGCCACUGAUGAGGGAAAUUGGCCCAUUCAAUAGGAGACAGUCUGUUAGCUUGGCUCGUACUGUCUCUUGCUCAAGUGAUAUCAGACGACUUGAGCAAGAUGACGAUACCAAGAUUCCUUGGAGAGCUCUUAGAAAUCCACGAUGCUACGCCCCAAUCUUAGCAAAUCUCUUAUUAAGUAUGCAUAAUAUCUGUUAUGAGGAAUUUGUACCGCUUUUCUGGUCUAAUGAUGUUGGUUAUGAUAAGAACGGAAAUUUUGAUUCUCAAUUUCCAUUCAGAAUAAGUGGCGGUUUAGGCCUCAACACUGAGGAAGUCGGGAAGAUUUUAUCAUUGACUGGGUUCUGUGGAAUGUUUGUUAUUCUAAUUAUUUAUCCUUAUGUCGAUCGCCAUUUUGAAUCGACCAAGUCUUUUACUUGUUUACAUUUAGCAUUGAUUCCAGUGUAUAUCGUUUUGCCUUAUUGUGUUUUUACAUUGCCAGAUAGAACACAUCACUAUGAGCCAAAAGAAUCGAGGGAUUUAUUUAAUACAAAUUUGUUUUUGUACCUGAUUAGUUUCUGCAAGGUUUUCGCUACAUCGAUGAUGUUCCCAUUAGUCCAAUUUCUCACCCAUAUCGGCGCCCCUCCGAAACAUCGGGCCAUUAUUAAUUCCUUGGCAAUCACUGCCAGUGCGUUCUCAAGAUGUAUUUUUCCGAUUCUUGCAGGAUUUUUGAUGACGUUUUCAAUGAGCCACAGCAUUGCCUGGUUAUUCUUUUGGGUUGUGGGAUUAGGUGCCACUUUAGGACUUUUCCAAAGUUUACAAUUGGUAGAAGAGGCCAAAGAUGAACCUGAACCGGAAACUGUUUGA
Saccharomycopsis crataegensis is the source of this 2019-nucleotide messenger RNA. RefSeq lists its product as uncharacterized. The transcript has a single exon. The record is from RefSeq and is a predicted model, not a curated record. Gene Ontology annotation, biological process: transmembrane transport. Gene Ontology annotation, molecular function: transmembrane transporter activity. The coding region runs from base 1 to 2019 and encodes 672 amino acids. NCBI's taxonomy places the organism in Eukaryota, Fungi, Ascomycota, Saccharomycetes, Ascoideales, Saccharomycopsidaceae.